GAAUUAAAAAUCCAGAAAAUUUGUGAGUAAACUGUAAAGCCCAGCAGAAGCAGAAAGAAGGGAAGAAGCAGAAGCAGCAAGAAAAAUAGAAUGUUUCCAAAUUCACCGCUUCUCCUACUCGUCUUCCUCUCUAUCACUCUUCAAACCCUAGGGUUUCCAACGAUUGGUGGAAGUGGCGGAACUCAGAAAGGGAUUGACCGCAGAUUUCUGCUGAGUUUCAGAGAAACCCCUCGUGGAAGUAACGCUACCUAUAAUUGCGAUCCUUCCGGUCUCUGCGUUCCCUGCCUCUACUCUGAAAAGAAUGAUGUAAAAUAUCGAUGCAGUGAGACUGGUUAUCGUAUUCCUUUUAAGUGCUUAGAAAUUGAAGAUAAUUCAAAGGACACAAAUGUUAAAAGUCCUCAUAACAGCCGAUCUACUCUGGAAACCUCUGACAACGAUCCAAAAUUAGAUGGAGUAUUGCCUGAUGCUGGAGAGCUUACCAGUUCAAUGAGACAUAGGGGUUUACUGGUUGACCCAUCAGCAGUAAAGAGUGGACUGCAAGCUUAUAUUACUUAUAGAAGCUGUAUGGUACCUGUUAGCGAAGAGAAGUUAUCAGUUCUUGGGUUUGAGGGGAUUGUGCUGUGUUUAUUUCUCAUUGGCAGUUCAGUUGUAUACUUCAGAAGAAAGCGGACUACUGCCAUGACAAGUUUUGGAGGAGGGAGGAUCCAGACCAACUCUAGGUUUUAAUUCAGAUACAUUUGGUCUGGGAAGGUUCGAGAUUCUGGUUCAUCAUAUGUGUAAGAUAUGUAUGGAACUUCGGAUGACAUGGGAUAAUGAAAUUCUUGUAUCGUUGGGAAGGAUAAAUAUGGAAGACCUGUAAACCGGUGCAAAUUAAUAUAUAUAUAUAUAUAGAAUAAAAAGAAGGGUGCAUUUAUCUGUAUAUAUAUUUACUACACGACUUGUUAAAAUCUGGGUGAUUCUCUUCAACAUGUUAGCAUUUGGAUUUUGGACAAGAGAGAAUGCAUCAUUAAUAUCAUUAUUAUUCUGUUUC
This is a messenger RNA of Carya illinoinensis, 1030 nucleotides long. RefSeq lists its product as uncharacterized. The record is from RefSeq and is a predicted model, not a curated record. The transcript is spliced from 5 exons. NCBI's taxonomy places the organism in Eukaryota, Viridiplantae, Streptophyta, Magnoliopsida, Fagales, Juglandaceae. The coding region runs from base 91 to 726 and encodes 211 amino acids.